Messenger RNA from Lasiosphaeria miniovina, 1506 nucleotides. RefSeq lists its product as uncharacterized. Gene Ontology annotation, molecular function: mRNA binding. The transcript is spliced from 3 exons. The coding region runs from base 1 to 1506 and encodes 501 amino acids. NCBI's taxonomy places the organism in Eukaryota, Fungi, Ascomycota, Sordariomycetes, Sordariales, Lasiosphaeriaceae. The record is from RefSeq and is a predicted model, not a curated record. Gene Ontology annotation, biological process: intracellular mRNA localization. Gene Ontology annotation, cellular component: ribonucleoprotein complex; endoplasmic reticulum; nuclear outer membrane-endoplasmic reticulum membrane network.
AUGGCAGACGACGCUACUGCCGCAGCCACUGCCGCUGCCGCAGCUGGGGCCAGCCUCAAACCCGUUAAGCCCGACACCGACCUCUUUAAUGAGCAGCUCGGCAAGGCUGAGAAGGAAUAUCAGGAUGUCAUGGCCAGAUAUAAUGCCGUUAAAGCCAAGAUUGAGCUUGCCACACCGAGCAAGAACAAGGAUGCUCCUUCCGCGACGCAGAAGCGCCGCCAGGAACUGAUCGCCCAGGUCAACGAGAUUCGUGCCAAGCAGGCCACUGGCAAGAACAGCCGCAAUGCCAUCCUCGAGAAGAUUAAGCGGUUCAACGAGCAGCUGUCGAGCCGCCUCACCGAGAACAAGGUCGCCCGCGGCAAGGUGGGCUUUAAGAAUACCGACGAAAUUGACCAGGAAAUUGCCUCGUUGCAAAAGAAGGUCGACGGUGGAAUGAUGAAGCUUGUCGACGAGAAGAAGGCCCUCUCCGAGAUCUCAAACUUGUACAAACAGAAGAAGAACUUUACCCAGUUCGACCAGGCAGAGAAGGAAAUCGCCGACCUCAAGGCCAAGAUCAAGGCGACCAAGGAUGAGCUUGACGACCCCGAGGCCAAGAAGAAUAGCGAGGAGUAUAACAAGCUCCAGGCGGAGCUCGACGCCAUCAAGGCAGAUCAGGACGAGGCAUAUAAGGGCCUGUCUAGCCUUCGGGACGAACGCACCAAGCUGCAAGCCGAGCAGAACGAGAAGUUCCAGGCCAUCAGGAAGCUCAAGGACGAGUACUACGGGCAAAAGAAGGCCCAUACCGCGUGGGAGCGCGAGCAGCGCGAGCGUGUCCGAGAGAGACACCAGGCCGAGCGCGACCGCAUCGCCAAGGAGCGCAAGAUGGACCGCGCUCAGAAGCUGCUUGCCGAAGCCAGCGACCCCGCCUACCUGGAGGAGAUUCGCCGCGCCCGCAGCCUGCUUCACUUCUUUGACCCGUCGCUCCAGCCGGCCGAAAAGGCCCCGCUCGUUGCUGACAGGGGCCUGACUGCCCCGGUCCAGCGCAAGGUAGAUGAUUCUGGCAUCAAGGGCAUCGUUCUUAAGCGGAAGGAGGACCGUGAGGACGAGUACCUGCCGGCAACCAAGGGAAAGAAGAAGGGCAAGAAGGCGACUCCUUCAGCGGCCAGUGCCAAGACCUACAGCUGCCCGCCAUCUGUCAUGGAGGACUGCGCCUUUAUGGGCAUUGACCCGCCAAUGAGCGCCGCCGACGUUCCGGUUGUUGUCGAGAAGGUCAAGGCGAAGCUUGACAGCUGGGUCACUGACCAGCCCGAGCAGACACGGAAGAACAUCGAGAAAGCCAAGAAGGAGAUUGAGCGAUUGGAGGCUGAGGAGGCGGGCGAGGCUCCCACGCCGACUAGCCCGAAGACUCCUAACGGUGCUAAUGGCAAGAAGAGCGAAGACAGCGAGGCUGUCGUGGCUGAGGUGACGGAAGGCGUGGAAAAGGUUGAAAUCGAGAAAGAGACGGCUGCUGAGCCGGUCGCCGCAUAA